AUGGAUGAAGAAAAACAAAGAAGAAAGAAGCCCAUUUCUCUUGCUACUGUGGAGAAUGGUGUGGAGAACCUGGGAAUGGAGUUCCUGGAGGAAGGCCAGGACAUUGGUGGACCGGUAUGGGAUGAAGAGAGGGGGACUGGUUUGGAUGCUGGGGCCAGGCCCUCCCCAUUCUGGAGGAGAUUGCAGCUGGCUUCUUCAAAAGCGAGAAUGUUUUGCAGAGACCAUGCUGAAUUGUUUCGAUGGAUCUUCUUGGGCCUGUUGUGUACAGCUUAUGCUGCCUUUGUGCUGACAGCCUGUCUCCUGGAUUUCCAAAGAGCUCUGGCUUUGUUCAUCAUCACAUGUGUAGUUCUUUUCUUUCUGGCCCACAGCCUGUUCAAAAAACUUUUGGGAAAGAAAGUGUUAAGAUAUCUGAAGCACCUAAAUAAUCCUACCUUGAAUAUCUGGCUAAAACGGUGUCUAGGGGCAGCUGCUUUGGUGGGCCUGGUAUUGUGGCUGGCUCUGGACACCUCCCAACGGCCGGAGCAGCUGGUGUCCUUUGCAGGCAUUUGCAUGUUCGUUAUUUUCCUCUUUGCCUUCUCUAAACAUCACUUCAAAGUGUCCUGGAGGGCUGUAUUAUGGGGCCUUGGUCUGCAGUUUGUUCUUGGCAUCUUUGUUAUCAGAACUGAACCUGGAUUUGUGGCAUUCCAGUGGCUGGGUGACCAGAUCAAGAUUUUCCUGGACUACACCGUAGCUGGCUCCAGCUUUGUCUUUGGGGAGACGCUGGUGAAGGACAUUUUUGCCUUUCAGGUGUUACCCAUUGUCGUCUUCUUCAGCUGUGUUAUGUCUGUUCUCUAUUAUAUGGGUCUCAUGCAGUGGCUGAUCCUGAAGAUCUCCUGGUUGAUGCAGGUCACCAUGGGAACCACGGCCCCAGAGACCCUGAGUGUGGCAGGAAACAUCUUUGUGAGCCAAACAGAAGCUCCUCUGCUGAUCCGGCCGUACCUCGCAGAUAUGACGCUCUCUGAAAUUCACGUUGUUAUAACAGGAGGCUAUGCCACCAUCGCGGGCAGCUUAUUGGGAGCCUAUAUCUCCUUUGGGAUUGACCCUGCUUCUUUGAUUGCUGCUUCUGUGAUGGCUGCCCCCUGUGCUCUGGCCCUGUCCAAACUCGUCUACCCAGAAGUGGAAGAAUCCAAGUUCAAGAGUAAAGAGGGGGUGAAGCUGUCCUAUGGGGAGGCUCAGAACCUUUUGGAAGCUGCCACUAGUGGAGCUUCCCUCUCUGUGGGGGUCGUUGCAAACAUUGCCACCAACCUGAUUGCCUUCUUGGCUGCGUCAGCCUUCAUUAAUGCUGCUCUUUCCUGGCUGGGGGAGAUGGUGGACAUCCAAGAACUCAGUUUCCAGCUCAUCUGCUCUUACGUUUUGCGUCCCGUGGCGUUCAUGCUGGGAGUAGCCUGGGAAGAUUGUCCAAUAGUGGCUGAAAUGCUGGGCAUCAAGCUGUUUCUGAACGAAUUUGUGGCUUAUCAGGAGCUGUCCAAGUACAAGAACAGGCGACUAGAAGGAGUCGAAGAAUGGAUUGGAGACAAGAAACAGUGGAUUUCUCUCAGAGCAGAAGUUAUCACAACAUUUGCUCUCUGUGGAUUUGCCAAUUUCAACUCCAUUGGUAUCAUGCUGGGAGGUCUAACCUCAAUGGUUCCCCAUCGGAAGAGUGAGUUCUCCAAGAUUAUUCUGAGUGCUCUACUGACUGGUGCCUGUGUAUCCCUGGUCAAUGCCUGUGUGGCAGGAAUCCUUUAUGUGCCCAGAGGGGCAGAAGUCAACUGUUUCUCCUUCCUCAACACAAGUUUCACCAACAGCAGCUAUGACACCUAUAUGUGUUGUAAGCAGGUCUUCCAGAGCAUGGAACUCAUGGGUACCAGUUCCCCUGCCUUCGCUGGCUCCAGGAUGGAGUUUAGCCCAGAGAUGUUGAUCAAUUGCUGCAGACUUUACAACCAUCCUGCCUGUGUAUAG
Messenger RNA from Trichosurus vulpecula (common brushtail), 1977 nucleotides. RefSeq names its product solute carrier family 28 member 1 (gene SLC28A1). Gene Ontology annotation, molecular function: pyrimidine- and adenosine-specific:sodium symporter activity. The record is from RefSeq and is a predicted model, not a curated record. Gene Ontology annotation, cellular component: membrane. The transcript has 17 exons. Bases 1 to 1977 code for a protein of 658 amino acids. Gene Ontology annotation, biological process: cytidine transport; nucleoside transmembrane transport; uridine transmembrane transport. Lineage: Eukaryota; Metazoa; Chordata; Mammalia; Diprotodontia; Phalangeridae.